GCCAGAGAUCGCAUGGUGCCUUUUUUAUACCCGCAGCUUCAACGGCUUCUUAUCGCCUUUACCACUGACGUUGCCUACCUCUCUAGCUUCAUGCGGCGACCGCGGCAUUGGCCGGGUUUACCCUGAAGCCGGAAACAAUUAACGGCUCACUCAAGAGGUUGGUUCGGCUUAUGUGACGAAGACAUUUUCUCCCUGGCCAAUGACUCUUGAAGUCUCUCUGGUCCUGUCUGCAGCUUGAUGGCCAUUGUAAUGGUUGUUGAUUGCAGUUCACUAAGAAACAUCCUUCAACUAUUGCGGUUUAUAUUUACUUUUUUUUUAUAUUGGAAGGUGCCGACCUGGCGGUUUGUGCGGCUCGGUAAAAAGUUGGUUAUUUUCUUGUUCAUUUAUUUUUAUUCAUGCUUAAAUUUGUAUCUAGAAACUAAGCACAGGACGCGGGCAUGAUGAUUGCAACGUCAAAAUCAUUACAGAUCUCUAGCGACUAUGUAGUUGUCCAUCUCCGUCCUUCAAG
Molecule: messenger RNA, 508 nt
Organism: Lasiosphaeria miniovina
Lineage: Eukaryota; Fungi; Ascomycota; Sordariomycetes; Sordariales; Lasiosphaeriaceae
Exons: 1
Coding region: 238-441 (67 amino acids)
Source: RefSeq, a predicted model, not a curated record